AUGAGGUUGAGUGCCCGCCCUAGAGUUACCCAUGUUGGCAACGUCGAGUUACACGAAGUAUUCUUUGUUUCUGAACUCGACGCGGAAGGUCAGGACACCUCAGGAGAUGGUAUGGAAAACACAUCUGUUGGUCAGCAAAAUGUUGUCAUCUCCCGAAACUCAAUCGAGGCUAUCGAGCGCAACCUCACCAUUGUUAUUCCUUGUAUGAACGAAGAUAGAGAUGUUCUCCAAGCCCUUCUACGUGGUGUGCCUCAUUGGUGUCUUGUCAUCCUCAUAUCCAACAGCGAACAGCAAAGCUUCGAGACGGAGCGCAAACUGCUACUCGACUUCGGUAGGAUGACGGAUCGUGACGUAAUCGUGGAACAUCAAGGCUCGCCAUCCUUCGCUCGCGCUUUUCAAGAAGCGGGUGUGACGAAUCUGUUACAAAUACCUAGAGAAGAAGGAGAUCCUCCGCGCAUCAACAACGGAAAAGGAGAAGCUAUGAUACUGGGUGUUAUCAUCGCGAAACAUAUGAAACGUAAGUUCGUAGGUUUCAUCGACGCUGACAAUCGGGUCCCAGGGUCUGUUCUUGAAUAUUGCAAAGUGUACGCCGCUGGGUUGCAUUACGCCUUACGAAACACUGAUUAUAGUGGAAGAGAACAGCAUGCAAUGGUGCGUAUCAAGUGGAAGUCAAAGCCCAAAGUCAAGGAUGGCGAGCUUGUAUUUAGUGAAUUUGGGCGCUCCUCACGCGUUGUCAACGACUGGAUGAACCGCUUUCUAAAAGCUCUUGGGGGUGACACUACCCCAGACACAAUGAUCGGUACUAGUAACGCCGGCGAACACGCCAUGAGUAUCGAUCUUGCCCUCAAACUCCGAUUUGCAACGGGUUAUGCGGUUGAACCCUUCCAAUUGAUUGACAUAUGGGAACGAUUUAGCGUUUCAAAAGAGCCGUUGUCAGUGCGAAUCCUUCAAAUCGAAACCUGCAAUCCCCACAUUCACAACGCGGGGCAUGACGCUGACCACAUCGAGCGCAUGCAGGUCCAGGGUCUCAGCACGAUAUACCACUCGGAACUUACAACUUCGCGGCUGAAAGAUGAACUUCGUGCGUAUAUGAGAGAUAACUUAUCCAUGUUCAUGGGUGACAAUGGAGAACCCGAGAAACCACUUGUAUACGAUCCACUCGAUUCACUGGAUUGGGGUAUCUUUGCAGAGAUCCUCCAGGAAUGCGAGACUCAGGCAAGGGUGAAGCCAGAAGAGUCGGUGGCCGCUCGGUAG
Alternaria atra is the source of this 1254-nucleotide messenger RNA. RefSeq lists its product as uncharacterized. The record is from RefSeq and is a predicted model, not a curated record. The transcript has a single exon. The coding region runs from base 1 to 1254 and encodes 417 amino acids. NCBI's taxonomy places the organism in Eukaryota, Fungi, Ascomycota, Dothideomycetes, Pleosporales, Pleosporaceae. Gene Ontology annotation, molecular function: mannosyl-3-phosphoglycerate synthase activity. Gene Ontology annotation, biological process: mannosylglycerate biosynthetic process. Gene Ontology annotation, cellular component: cytoplasm.